This is a messenger RNA of Macrosiphum euphorbiae (potato aphid), 861 nucleotides long. The record is from the annotation of a GenBank genome assembly. Lineage: Eukaryota; Metazoa; Arthropoda; Insecta; Hemiptera; Aphididae.
AUGUCUGAAUAUAAUUUACAAAUAACAAUCGGUCCAAAAGAUUGUUUGGAAACAGUGCUAGACUUUUUAAAAAACUGUUUAGAUGAUGGAUCUGUAAAUCUUAACAUGGAUACUAUUAAAAAUUCUAGGAUAAAAGUUACAAUUCCUGAAAGAAAUACUGAGUUCAUUGUUCAACCAGCAAUGCCUAUUGAUUGGAAUGAUUCAAAUGACAAUGUAAAUAUCCUGGAAAUGUAUAUUUCUAAGACAUUCGACAACGAUUUGACAAAUAGCAGAAAUACUAAACCACAGGACACUAUAGAUUACAAUAAUUUAAACUCGUCUGGCAGCCAAAGUAUUUUGCAAGUACUAAAUCACACAGAUAUGACGGAAACAAAUCCUUCUAAUUCAGCCAAUGGAAAAGAAAUAAAAGAAGGCAAUGGUGUAUGGAGCGAAGGAAUCACUAAAUUUAUGUUGGAAAAAUAUUCAAAAUAUAUGAGUUAUGUUGGACCCAUGAAAAAAUUUAAGAACAAAAAAUCUAUGUGGAUACAAUUGGCUUCUGAUAUUCAAGAGGAAUUAAAUGUAGAUUUCUCUUAUAUUCAAGUUGAAAACCGUUAUAAGACAAUUUGUAAAAGAAAAAAGUCCAUAAUUGACAAUAACAGAAGCACAGGUGCAUCACGGAUGAAUGAUGAGUACGAAGAAGAAUGGAAAGAAAUAACUAACAAUGAUGAUAGCAUAUUGCCAGAAAGCCAAAACAAAAAAAAAAAGAGAACAGACAACAACGAAACCAUGAUAUUAAAUUUUCUUAAGGAAAAGGAGAUUGCAAAAGAAAGGCGCCACAAUGAAAAAAUGAAUCUCCUAAAAAGUCUUUUAGGAGAUAAAUAA